Messenger RNA from Panicum virgatum (switchgrass), 5487 nucleotides. Its product is annotated as LEAF RUST 10 DISEASE-RESISTANCE LOCUS RECEPTOR-LIKE PROTEIN KINASE-like 1.2. Gene Ontology annotation, molecular function: protein kinase activity; polysaccharide binding; ATP binding. NCBI's taxonomy places the organism in Eukaryota, Viridiplantae, Streptophyta, Magnoliopsida, Poales, Poaceae. The transcript has 4 exons. The record is from RefSeq and is a predicted model, not a curated record. Bases 3228 to 5210 code for a protein of 660 amino acids. Gene Ontology annotation, biological process: protein phosphorylation.
CCUUUAUUAAUUCAUUAGUCAUUUCAAAGGGGGUAGAAAUGCAUUAAUUUGGGAUGGAUAAUUAACUUUCCUUUGGUACGGUGUUCCGUCUUUUACUUUUGUGACGACCACGCACUCCAAUCAGAAAAUGACAAGAUAUAUUUGUAGAAAAGUCAAGUCAAAGAAACGGACUGCUCUUAAGAUUCAGAUAUCUGUUCAUCUCUCUCCGAUAUUUUCUGUUUGACAAUGAUCUGAUCUCUCUAUAAAGUCGCAUUUCUCUCAUGUAAUCUAGUUUCUUCCAUCAUGUACUUCUUCCAAUCCGGCUCGCUGAUUGGCAAUUAGGAUACCUAACAAACGAAUGCGGUAUAAUAUUUUACAUAUAAUAUGUUUAGUAGUGUUUUGAAUCUUUCAAAACUUAUUUUAUUGUAGUUUGGAGGAAUCAAAUUAGAACCCCUGCUUUGUCAAGUGCAACAAAAACUUGCUAGGGACUAUCAACCUAUACAUGUUUCGAGUUAAAUUUAAACCUCAUACCUCAAAAUUUGUAGCACCACGUUUUCUAUGGUUCUGUUCCUUUUUGUACCAAAAAUAAAAUUCAAUGCGUCCCAUGUAAGUCCAACAAAUACAACUCCAACACUGCUUUAUCAAUUGCAACACAAACUUGCUAGGGACAAUUGACCUAUACAUGUUUCGAGUGAAACUUUAAACCCCCAUACCUCAAAAUUUGUGGCACCAUAUUUUCUAUGAUUGUGUUCCUUAUGUACCAAAUAAAAUUCAACGCAUCUCAUGUAUGUCCAACAAAUACAACUCCAACAUUGUGUUCCUUAUGCUCCUUGAUUGUUUGAUGAAGAUACAACCACUACUAGAAAACAAGCCUUAGGUCCACCCCAAAAGUACCGCAUAGGUACCGGUUCAUCUCCAUACCGGUAUUUUUGGGGUGGAUGGAAUUUAUGAAUGAGCCUUAGGUACCGAUUGGUAUUAUCAACCGGUACCUAAGGCUCUCCAUAGGUACCGGGUGGUAACUUUUAUAUUAGUACCGGGUGGUACCACCAACCGGUACCUAUAGACGAGCCUUAGGUACCUGUUGGUGUUACCAACCGGUACCUUAGGAGCCUUAGGUACCGGGUGGUACCACCAACCGGUACCUUAGGCUCAUCCAUUGGUUACUUAAAAGGAAAAUAUCUCCUAUUCGAUCAGAACAACUGUGUAGCUGAGAUGGUAAAGGAGCAACGUGUGAGGCUAGAGGUCGCGAGUUCAAGUCCCAACCAAAGAGAAUAUUUUGUGUGAAUUUUGAAGGCUUAGGCACCGGUUGUUUUACAGCCUUUGGUACCACUUCGGGGGUACCGGUACCAAAGGCUCUUUGCAACCGGUGCCUUAAGCCGAUUUUCUAGUAGUGAACUGUCUCCUAACCUUCUUCCACUCUGAGGCAGUGGUGCCUAUCUCUCUAUGUUCUACUUCACCCUGCUUGUGUGACUCUACCUAGAUCAAAUCAUGGGCCGUUGGAUCGGAUGGACCCAACCCUAUCUGACCCAAACUGAUCAAUGUGUUCGACGGCCUUAGGUAAAAUUUUGCAGCCCGCCAAUAAAAUCAGACCGAGCAUGGGUAGAUUUUUUUUGACGCGAGAUCCCAAAGAACAGACCCACCUUAAAAAUGUAUGCAAAAUAUCAGGGGUUUUGUAGGUCGAAAAACAUCGAGUUUUACCCGACCCAAGCAGACCACAUGUCAAGUCGAGCUAAAGCCAAAAAAAUCUAAUCCAGUAGUCACAUCUGAUCAGACUAGGAUUGAAUAAAACAAAAGAGUAAAUUGAACUAUCGGCCCUUAAACUUGUUCUGAGUUCUCAUCCCGGUUCCGGUACUUGUAAAAUGCUCAUACUGGCACUUAAACUUGUCCCAUACUCUCAUCCCGAUUCUUAAACUUGUUCGAGUUCUCAUCCCGGUCCUUAUACUCUCAAAUGAUCUGCAAACUUAUCCCACGCUCUCAGACAAGUCCAUAUACUUCCAAAAUAUUUAGAAAAAACUUUUACGAUUUGUUUCAAACUUUUAGAAUUUGAAGUCAAGUUCUAAUCUCACUCAAAUUGAUAAAAAAAAUUUCAUGAGGCAAUCAUUGGAUACAAUAUUUGAUGAUUCUAGAGUUGUUAUUUUAAUAAUAGUUGAUUUUAUUUUAAAGAUUAAAAUAAUUUUGAAAUCAUUUAUCCUUUGCUCUAAAAAAUCUUGAGAAAAUCACAAAAAUAAUUCAAAUCUAGGUUAUUUAGAGAUUUUGAUAUUUUAUAUUCAAUUUUUGAUAAUUUAUCCAUAAACUUUGGAUCCACUUUGGUGGGAAUCAAACUUGAUUUGAAAUCCAAAUAAAUUUGAAAAUUUUGUAAAAGUUUUUCUAAAUAAAUAAUGUAUUUUAGAUGCAUAUAGACCUGAAUGAGAGUGUAGGAUAAGUUUAAAGACUGAGAUAAGAAUGUGGACGAGUUUAUGAAUUAUUAUAUGCAUUUUGAGAGUAUGAUGAUCGGGAUGAGAACUCAGGAUAAGUUUAAAGACCAGGAUGAGAGCGUGGGAUAAGUUUAAAGACUAUUAUGUGUAUUUUAAAAGUGCUGGGAUCGAGAUGAGAACUCGGGACAAGUUUAAGCCCCACCGUUGAAAUUUACUCAAAACAAAACUAUGGGUCUCUUUUAAUUUUGAUUCGGCUCAAAUCUAUUUGUCCAAAUGAUUAAGAGGUUGUUCGGCUGGUAGAAUAAAUAGUACUCGAUUGGUAGAAUGAAUAGUAUUGUGUGAGAAAAAAAUAAGUCGAAAUAAGCCAAGGCGCACGGUUGAUCAGAUCAGCCGAACAGGCUCUAGGGCACUCUGGCUCUAGUAGCUCCGCCUUCCUCGCAGUGUGCCUUGGAUGACCACCGUUCGGAUCAUCCUUGUAAUUUCGAUCCGGAGACCUCCCAAACUUUGAAACCUAACCCGUCGGAUGGUACGUGACAUCUAACUUCUUGCGAUUUCGGUCAUAUAUUUGAGCAACCGUGUUAGCGGUUAGACCCUUUUAUCUCCUUAAUACUACAAGUCAACUGGAGUUGCAAAAACGAAAAUUAUUAAUUAUAAAUAGUUCACUAACAAGACAACAUUGACUUUCCUGCUCUAGCUGAUUACAAAGUCCAACAAUCCGGAAAGACCAGUAAGACAAGCAAAUGCCAUUUGCUACUUCUCCCUUUGGACCUUCGGCCCCCUCCAUUCCCCAGCCGGCAAGCUCCUCCAUUGAUCGAGUAGUAGCAAGCAAGCUUGAUGCAUCCGGCCUUGCUCCUCCUCAAGCUGGUCGCGUCCUUGCUCCUCCUCCAUCUCCAUGGUCGCGCGAGCGCCGACUGCGAGCCGGCGGCAUGCGGGAACCUCACUCUCAGAUACCCAUUCUGGCUCGGCAGCGGCAACCAAACCUCGUCGCCAUGUGGCCACCAGGCCUUCGAGGUCUGGUGCGGCGACGGCGGGAGGGAGGCCUCACUGAGGGGCUCCUCCAUCCACGUCCUCGCCAUCGACUACGCCAACACCUCCUUCGUGGCCUCCCACAGCCGGGUCGCCGCCGGCGACGACGGCGUGUGCCGCACCGACUUCAACAUGUCGGUCAGCAUCGCGCUGAGCCCGUUCACGAUCAGCACCCGGAACCGUGCGCUCUGCUUCCUCUCCAAGUGCAACGGCCCGGCCCCGAGCGGGCCCAGGUUCGUGAACGCCACCUCGAACUGCAGCGCCCCCAUCUACGCGUACCUCGGCGGGGCCUACUACUGGGACAGGCCGCCGGCGAUCGCGACGGGCCGGUGCGUGUACACGUACAUCCCGGUGCUGGUGGGGCGGGAGGCGGCGGCCAUGACGACGGCGGCUAACUACAGCUGGCUGCUCAAGAACGGGUUCGUCCUGGAGUGGGAGGCGGCUGGCGGCGUCGGCGACUGCGCCGCCUGCAGCGCCGGCGGCGGGCAGUGCCGGUACGACGACGCGUUCCGGUGCCUCUGCCCCGACGGCACGCGCGCGGCGGGGCCGACAUGCGCCGGACCAAGCAGCAAGAAGAAAAUAGCUGGAAUUGCAGCAGGUGGAAUAGGAGCUGGUGGUAUAUUAUUAUUGGUAGCAUGCCUCGGUUUUGUCUGGCACAAGCGCAAGAGGAGGAAACAAGCUAGAGCUCCCAAUGGCUUCACGCGUAGUGAAUCUUCGAUGCAAUCGUACAGCAAAGACCUUGAGUUGGGUGGCUCACCCCAUAUUUUCACUUAUGAGGAACUUGAAGAAGCUACUGAUGGAUUUAGUGACUCGAAGGAACUUGGUGAUGGUGGUUUUGGAACUGUUUACAAAGGAAAACUCCGGGAUGGAAGAGUAGUCGCAGUUAAGCGCCUUUACAAGAACAACUACAAACGGGUAGAGCAAUUCAUAAAUGAGGUAGACAUCUUGUCCCGCCUCCUCCACCAGAACCUAGUCAUCCUAUAUGGCUGCACAUCCCGUAGCAGCCGUGACCUAAUGCUCGUGUAUGAGUACAUCCCUAAUGGGACAGUUGCAGACCAUCUUCAUGGACCCCGUGCAUCAGAACGGGGCCUCACAUGGCCCGUAAGGAUGAACAUUGCCAUAGAAACAGCUGAAGCACUUGCGUACCUCCAUGCAGUUGAAAUCAUACACCGUGAUGUUAAGACCAACAACAUAUUGCUGGACAACAGCUUCCAUGUCAAAGUUGCCGACUUUGGGUUGUCACGUUUGUACCCUCUUGAAGUCACCCAUGUCUCUACUGUGCCACAGGGCACGCCAGGCUAUGUCGACCCGGUGUACCACCAGUGCUACAAGCUAACUGAUAAAAGUGAUGUGUACAGCUUCGGUGUUGUGUUGGUAGAGCUCAUAUCCUCUAAACCAGCUGUUGACAUGAGCAGGAGCCACAGCGAGAUUAAUUUGGCGAAUAUGGCUCUCAACAGAAUUCAGAACCAUGAAGUUGAGCAACUGGUUGACCCCGAGCUUGGUUAUGAGAUUGAUAGCGAAACAAAGAGAAUGAUAGAUCUUGUUGCCGAGCUGGCUUUUCAGUGCUUGCAGCUAGAAAGGGAUUUGAGGCCGUCGAUCAAGGAGGUAGUGGAGGCCCUGAAUUGUAUCAAGAAUGGGGAUUCCCCAGAGAAAAGGGUGGAUAUAAAAUCGUCUCCUAAGGAAGAUGCACACUUGCUGAAGAAUAGCAUACAGUAUUCGCCCGACUCGGUAAUCCACAGAUUCCAUAGUCAAUCAACUACCCACUCUGUAGCAUCAAAUGCUAGCGGAUGAGAUGAGAUUCCUUGAAUGUACUGAACCUGAAGAAAUAAAACCCUUUUGGAUGAGUUGUACAUAGUAUAGAGAUUGGCUAAUGAGCUGGUUCAUCUGGGUAAAUUUCCCCCUUUCUUUUGUUGACUGAUAAUGAACUAUAAGCUCAUGUUGUAUUGAAGGCUCAAAAAACUAUGAGCUUGCCACAAAUUGAAACAGUAGGCAGGUCGUUGGAGUAUAAGGGUAAUAUGUAAUAGCUUUCAUGUUUGAUAAUAAUACAAGGGUGAGUAAGAUGAUGAGA